AUGUCUCUGGUCUUUAACCCCCGUCUGCUGGCCAGGGCUUGCAAGCAAUCGCUGUUCGCAGUGCCCGCUCGCAGCAUCACUUUGCCAAGUAGCCCAGAUGCUAUCGAUAAUUCAAGCUCUGACGUACCUCAGAGCAUAGCUGGAAUAUCACCACUCUCAACGAAACGGGACCAACAUCCUGCAUCAUGUACCAAAAACUGGGCGGAGCGCCUGGACGGUAUCAACUCUAAAUCCAGGUUGCCUCGAAGUGUGCAAGCAGUGUAUUUGCGGCCUCUCCGAAGGAAAGCCGAAUACGGAUUGCCGGUUUGCGAUCUUCAACUUCGGUCGUACAGUGUUCGCAAUGUGGAGUUCUUCGCUGAUUUCGCCGUGCGUGCUGCCUACUACUUAAAACUUCCUGUCUCCGGUCCUGUGCCUCUGCCACGCAUCGUUGAACGUUGGACAUUCCCUCGAAGCAAUUUCGUGCACAAGAAAAGCCAGGAAAACUUCGAACGGAUUACUCUUCGCCGACUGAUUCAAAUCAAGGAUGGCAACCCUGAGGCUGUACAGACGUGGUUGGCAUUCUUACGAAAGCAUGCUUUCUAUGGAGUGGGCAUGAAAGCUAACGUUUGGGAACACGAGAGCCUUGAUGUGUUCAAGAAUAUAGAUAAGGCGGCCCCUGAGGUUGAACGGUCCCUUGAGCCUCACCUAUCACACUUCGGUCAACGGAGUGGUGAAGGGGCGCAGAGUUCGAUACCUGAUCUUCUGGGUGGCAUGCGACUUCCGAAGCACAGAAGUCCAUUAAGCAGCGUCCGCAAAGGCUAA
Aspergillus nomiae NRRL 13137 is the source of this 801-nucleotide messenger RNA. RefSeq names its product mitochondrial 37S ribosomal protein uS10m. Bases 1 to 801 code for a protein of 266 amino acids. Gene Ontology annotation, molecular function: structural constituent of ribosome. The record is from RefSeq and is a predicted model, not a curated record. NCBI's taxonomy places the organism in Eukaryota, Fungi, Ascomycota, Eurotiomycetes, Eurotiales, Aspergillaceae. Gene Ontology annotation, cellular component: small ribosomal subunit; ribosome; mitochondrion. The transcript has 5 exons. Gene Ontology annotation, biological process: translation.